AUGGAGAAAAGUGAAAUUGCUCGUCCCAUUAGUACAAUUCUUGAUGGUUCUAAUUAUAUUACAUGGGCCAAUCAAAUGAAAAGUUUCUUAAUUGGACGUAAAUUAUGGCGUAUUGUCACGGGUGAUAUUGCCAAACCGACCAAACAAGACAAGGAAGAUGAUGGAAAAUUUAUCGAACGCCUUGAAGAAUGGGACAGCAAAAAUCAUCAGAUUAUCACCUGGCUUAGUAACACAACAAUUCCUGCUAUCCAUACACAAUUUGAUGCUUUUGAAAGUGCUAAAGAGUUAUGGGAUUUUCUUUUUACACGAUUUAAGUCCGUCGGAUUAGCGCAUUACUAUCAGUUGCACAAUAAUCUUGUUAAUCUUAAUCAAGAAGCUGGACAAUCCGUCAAUGAGUAUCUAGCCGUGCUUCAACCUAUCUGGACUCAACUUGAUCAAGCUAACAUCAGUAAAGAUCAUCUUCGUCUUAUUAAAGUCCUUAUGGGACUUCGUCCAGAAUAUGAAUCUGUUAGGGCUGCCUUGUUGCACCGCAGUCCCUUGCCCUCAUUGGAUGCUGCUAUCCAAGAAAUAUUAUUUGAAGAAAAACGUCUUGGCAUCAAUCUCUCUAAACAUUCGGAUGUUGUUCUUGCCAGCACUUAUUCACCACCUGGAGCAUCAAGCACAUUUUGUAAGAAUUGUAAGCUCACUGGUCAUAAAUUUAUUGAUUGUCCUAAAAUAGAAUGCAGGUACUGCCAUAAACCAGGUCAUAUUCUGGAUAAUUGUCCCAUAAAACCACCUCGACCUCGAAGUUAUUCUACAAGAGCAAAGAACUUCACUAAACCCAGGAACUCUUCUGUUGUUGCUGCUACUUUAGACAAUCCUACCACACCCUAG
Cucumis melo (muskmelon) is the source of this 873-nucleotide messenger RNA. RefSeq lists its product as uncharacterized. Lineage: Eukaryota; Viridiplantae; Streptophyta; Magnoliopsida; Cucurbitales; Cucurbitaceae. The transcript has a single exon. The coding region runs from base 1 to 873 and encodes 290 amino acids. The record is from RefSeq and is a predicted model, not a curated record. Gene Ontology annotation, molecular function: zinc ion binding; nucleic acid binding.